AUGGCUUCUGAACUAAACUAUAGCAAUAUCUGUUUACUCGUCCUAGGCGGUAGAGAGCUUGUUGCAAAGCACGCUGGGUGAAGUCCUAGUAGAAUAAACACGGAGCUUGAAAUAAACGAUCUAAGCAGCUUAAAGUUCGUUGAAAGCAUAUCAAAAUUAAUAUAUCUUGCAAUCGAAGAAGCAGGGAACUCGGGCGCUGAAAAAGUAGUUUCAGAAUAUGGCUUGCCCUGAAAGGUUGCCAAGCUUAUGCAACUAAAUAAAGGCAAAAAAUCAGGCCACAAUAUUUUCACGAUUCCGCAAUACUCCAAUCAGACAAAGGAGAAUAAGUAG
Messenger RNA from Blepharisma stoltei, 330 nucleotides. NCBI's taxonomy places the organism in Eukaryota, Ciliophora, Heterotrichea, Heterotrichida, Blepharismidae. The record is from the annotation of a GenBank genome assembly.